This is a messenger RNA of Peromyscus maniculatus bairdii (prairie deer mouse), 3092 nucleotides long. RefSeq names its product protein Z, vitamin K dependent plasma glycoprotein (gene Proz). The record is from RefSeq and is a predicted model, not a curated record. Gene Ontology annotation, molecular function: serine-type endopeptidase activity; calcium ion binding. Gene Ontology annotation, biological process: blood coagulation; proteolysis. Gene Ontology annotation, cellular component: extracellular region. NCBI's taxonomy places the organism in Eukaryota, Metazoa, Chordata, Mammalia, Rodentia, Cricetidae.
UCCACGCGUCACUCACUCUAGCCCUCUAUGUGUUCUGAGGCACACGAUGACCACUGGGCCUCCUGGGGCCCUGGACUUUGUCUGCAGACUUUGCCCUGCCUGGGCCAGCCGGGCUCUGGGUCAGCAUGGCUGGCUGCGUCUUGCUGCGCCGGGGCCUCCUCCUCGCCUUCACCCUCACCCUUGUCCUGCACCAGGCGGAGCUUUCAGUGUUUCUUCCGGCCUCGGAGGCACACAAAGUUCUGGUGAGAUGGAGACGUGCUGGUUCUUAUCUCCUGGAAGAAAUCUUCGAGGGCAACUUGGAAAAGGAAUGCUACGAGGAAAUCUGCAAGUACGAGGAAGCGAGAGAAGUGUUUGAAGAUGAUGUCUUGACUGAAAGAUUCUGGAAACAGUAUAAUGGUGGUUCUCCAUGCGUCUCCCAGCCCUGCCUCAACAACGGGAUAUGCAAGGACUACAUCCGCAAUUACAGCUGCAUGUGCUCCUCUGGCUAUGAGGGAAAGAACUGCGCCAUGGCUAAAAACGAAUGUCACCUGGAGAGGACCGACGGGUGCCAGCACUUCUGCCAUCCAGGGCUGUCCUCCUACGUGUGCAGCUGUGCAAAGGGCUACAAGCUGGGCACGGACCGCAAAUCAUGCAGUCCGAGUGACAAGUGUGCCUGUGGGGCCCUGACUUCUAAACACAUCAGGACACUGGAAAAAGACGGCCAGGAUCCACCUAGCUUCCCGUGGCAGGUCAAGUUAACAAAUUCCGAAGGAAAGGACUUCUGUGGUGGUGUUUUAAUCCAGGAGGACUUCGUGUUGACCACAGCAAAGUGCUCAUUACUACACAACAACAUUAGUGUCAAAGCAAAUGCUGGCCAGCGGAUUGGCAUCAAGAGCACUCACGUGCACAUGCGCUAUGAUGAGGAGUCAGGGGAGAAUGACCUCUCACUGCUGGAACUAGAGAAACCCUUGCAUUGCCCCAGCUCAGGGCUCCCUGUCUGUGUCCCAGAGAGGGACUUUGCCGAGCAUGUCCUCAUCCCUGGAACAGAGGGUCUCCUCAGCGGCUGGACCCUCAAUGGCACAGACCUGGAUACCACACCCAUGAGGCUUCCGGUCACACAGGAGGAUGGGGAGGAAUGUGGACAGACCCUGAAUGUGACUGUCACAACAAGAACAAGCUGUGAGAAGGGCGGCGUGGUGACUGGGCCUUGGGUGGAGGGGAGUGUGGUCACCCGAGAACACAAGGGGACCUGGUUCCUCACGGGGAUCCUGGGUUUGCCGCCACCAGGGCGGUCACACGUGUUCCUCCUCACCACAGUCCCAAGAUACUCGAUGUGGUUUAAACAGAUCAUGAAGUAACUGAAAUCCAACAACGUGGCUAAGAGGUGGUCAGAUUCUGUUAAGAUUGGAAGGCGAUGUCUCUUUCCUUGGGACUUUAAACUUCCCUUUAUUCUUAGGAAUUACACACACACACACACACACACACACACACACACACAAUGAAAUACAACCCCACUGCUGCCCCAUUCUGCUGCUCGCCUUGUAUUGCCCUCAUGUCUUUUUCUGAUGAACCAGUAAGUCCCAGUAGCGCUACCUGCCAUGCAUAUAUGCGUUACGAUGGGGAGUCGGGGGAGCCUGAGAAGCUGGCUCCAGCCACCUCUGGGUGUGGUGUGGGGCAGUCCACCGGAGUGUGCUCCCCCAGCAGUGCCAACUGCCAAUCGCGCCCCAGUAAGGAGUGGGGCAUGGAGCAUGACCCACGCACCCACCCCAUCGAGGGCAGAAUCUCGUCUGGCCUGACCUGGUGCAGUCUUGAACAGGUCACCACAGCAGCUGUGAGUCUGGAAGUGAACUCAUCAUGUAUGUCCGGAUUGAACGUCUCAUGGCGCUCCCCACCACUUUUCAGCUUGUAUAUUCUCCCUGCUUUCUCUUCCACAAAGUUCCCUGGGUGCGAGGUGAGGGGAGAGCUCAUUAGGAUACUCCAUUCAGUACUGAACCCUCUUCUCAGCCACCGGGACCAGUUAUGGAUCUUUGCAUUCAUUGCUGCCUAUUAUAAAAAGGAGCUUCUCCGGCCAAGCUGGAGAACAGUCCAGAUCUAUGGGUGUAAACACCAACACUUAGAAGACGAUUUUUAACACGCCUGUUUAGCAAAGCAACAAUGGCAGCUUCUACCCUAGGGCCUGGGACGGCCCCAGCCAGGAGCUUUUGGCCCAGAUUAGAGUUCCAAGCAUGAAAUCCUGCUGUGGAGCAGGACUUAAACUCAACCAGAAAGCAGUUCACUACCCCUCGGUAGCCAUGCCAUGACUGUGCCGGUGGGCACAUCUCGGUGGGCACGUCAGUGUUGGGGACUGGGGUCCAGCACCGGGUUGAGACCAUUGAUGCCUUCGCUCCGCUGCAGCGCACACAGCACCGUCCAGCACCAUGGAAGCUAGCUGGCAGGGAGUUUCCGUUAAAUAAAAUCAGUGUCAGUCAUAAACCAGCUGAGUUCCUGGGCGGUGAGGGGCUGUGAAUGCAUGUGGUUGUCACACGUGGUCUCCCACACUGGAACAGACAUCUCUGGGACAGAGGCAUCUCAGAAUUACCAGAGAGACAGCAAAGGCAGCCUAAUUCUGACUGUGCAUGGCCCAGUUGGGAGAGAGAAGCAGGGUUAGUAUUGGAAGACAACCGUGGGCCUCCUGAUAAGGCUGUUCUUAGACACUCUCAGCUCAGUCACGUGGUGAGUGAGGCUGUGCCUUGGUACCCUCAUCUCUGAGAGGAAUGUGACCCUGCCUUUUAGUGCCAGGACUUGAGAAGCCGAGAUAGGAAGCUCCCAAGUGUGGAGAUAGCCUAGGCUGCAGCGUAAGACCUUGUCUCAAAAUAUAAAUUAUAAGAGGCCAGACUAGUGUACCCCUAGACAAGAACUAGGUGUGAGCAUCUGAUGUUGAUGUAAACUAGCCACAGUAACAUAUGGGUCUGUGUCCAGAAACCACAACUCCACACAUAGGAUGCGAGACAGCAUACAAAGAUGCUACACGGAGGUCAUUUCUUUAACUGCCGGGUUCAACUAUUUAUCACUUUGAACAUCAGUGCUUGACUUGGGAUGUCACUUUUAAUAAACUACCUGGAGACACCUGAAAA